CACUGCACAGUCCAAACCGUGCACCCACGAGGAUCCACCUCAUCUCUCUCCCUCUCUCUCUAGAAAAUCAUCUUCUCACCUCCAAACUAUACAUAUAAUCCUUGUGUAUCUAUAUGGGAAGAUGUUGCUUUUAUGUACUAUGUUUUUAUGCUCUCUUCCUCAAAAGGGUAGAUUCGUUGAGACUUUUACCCCUUUUUUGAUUUCCAGAGGUUGAAAGCCUUUGAAAAAGCAGCCUUUGUUACUUGUAUUUUUUUUAACUUCUGGGUUGAUUCAUUCACCUUCAUAACUUCCCUUUUCUCAGCUGAAAAGAGCGUGCUUGGACGGUUGAUCUUCUGGGAUUUAAAUCUUGGUGGUAUUUGUGAUUGAAUUGUUUCCAAUUUGAAGGUUUUUAGUAAAACCAGGCAAAGGUGCAGAGAUCUUAUCUUGGUGUUGUGGGCGAAGAAAUGUCUUUGAGCUGUGCUCUUUUGAAUUAUCCCUUUUGGUGUUUGAAAAAUUUGGGCCGUGCCGAGAGAUAGAGAAGAAAGAUUGGUGUAAGGGAAGAUGGACGAACAUGGGGCAGAGGAUUGGAGGGAGAUGGUGAGGAAAAUGCUUCCUCCAGGGGCGCCCAUUCCUGAUGAGGACAAGAUGGAUUAUUCAAUAGCUCUGGAGUAUAAAGGGCCUCCAGUUUUAUAUGAGGUCCCCAGAGUGGAACCACUCGACAUGAACGCUGAUGCAAUUCCAAUUGCUGAACCCAUUUCAGAAUCUAGAAGAUCAGUGACUCGUGAUAAUGCCCCUGUAGUAGAACCAAUCCCUUUGCCCAUGUCUCGUAUUGCAAGGGUUACGAGUCAACCUCAUCAUAGUCCUAGGAUGUCGGGAAGUUCAGAAUCUGUGGUGUCCGUUCUGCAGAAUGAUGAUUUUUCAUCUCCUUCUGCAUCCGGUUCCCCCGGUUCAGUGCACAGCCGACAGAGUAAUGUUCCAAAAGAACCUGCCAAUGAAGGAAGAAGAGCCACAGUGGUCACCUUUAAUACUGUUGAUAGAUCUGAAAGGAGAGUGGUAGAUACCGACAAACAAGUAUUUCCUGAAUAUGUUGGUGUCACCAAAGAAAAGAAGAAGAGAAAGAAAACGAGAGUUUGUUAUAGGUGUGGAAAAGGGAAGUGGGAAACUAAAGAAUCCUGCCUGGUUUGUGAUGCAAAAUAUUGCAGCAACUGUGUGCUCAGAGCAAUGGGUUCUAUGCCAGAAGGGCGUAAAUGUGUUACUUGCAUAGGGGAGCCGAUUGAUGAGUCGAAGAGGUCCAAAUUGGGUAAACAUUCUAGGGUGUUAUCACGUCUUCUUAGUCCUUUGGAAGUCAAACAUAUAAUGAAGGCUGAAAAAGAGUGUGCUGCUAAUCAGCUUCGACCAGAGCAGCUGAUUGUGAAUGGGUAUCCCCUAAAACCAGAGGAGAUGGCAGAACUUUUUGGAUGCCCUUUACCUCCUAGGAAACUGAAGCCAGGCAGAUAUUGGUAUGACAAGGAAUCAGGUCUUUGGGGAAAGGAGGGAGAAAAGCCUGAUAGAAUUAUUAGUUCAAACUUGAAUUUCACAGGAAAACUUAGUCCUCAUGCAAGCAAUGGGAAUACUGAGGUCUACAUGAAUGGUCGAGAAAUCACAAAACUUGAGCUAAGAGUACUGAAGCUUGCAAACGUGCAAUGCCCUCGUGAUACCCAUUUUUGGGUGUAUGAUGAUGGUCGAUAUGAGGAGGAAGGCCAAAAUAAUAUCAGAGGAAAUAUCUGGGAGAAGGCAUCCACCCGAUUUGUCUGCUCGUUGUUUUCUUUGCCUGUACCUCAAGGUCAGCCUCAGGGACACAGGGAUGAGCCUAGUAACUAUACGACUGUACCAAAUUAUCUAGAACAGAAAAGGAUCCAGAAGCUUCUUCUCCUUGGACCCCAAGGCUCUGGGACCAGCACUAUUUUCAAGCAGGCCAAAUUUUUGUACGGAAGCAAAUUUACUCCCGAGGAACUACAGGAUAUCAAGCUUAUGAUUCAAAGCAACAUGUACAAGUAUCUCAGCAUUCUUCUUGAUGGUAGGGAACGCUUUGAGGAGGAGGCUAUAUCACAGUCCAAAGGGCAAGGUUCUGACGAGAUAGUCUCCGAAUCAGGGGAAGGCACAGACUCCAACGAACGUAACCAGUGUAUUUAUUCCCUCAAUCCAAGGUUGAAGCAUUUCUCCGACUGGCUCCUCGACAUCAUAGCCACUGGAGAUUUAGAUGCAUUCUUUCCUGCUGCGACCCGUGAAUAUGCUCCACUUGUCGAAGAAGUGUGGAGAGAUCCUGCUAUACAAGAAACAUACCGAAGAAAGAAUGAACUUCACUUUCUACCUGAUGUGGCUGAGUACUUCUUGAGCAGGGCGGUUGAAAUAUCAAGCAAUGAGUAUGAACCAUCAGACCGUGAUAUACUGUAUGCUGAAGGGGUGACUCAAGGUAACGGCUUGGCUUUUAUGGAGUUCACCAUGGAUGAUCGCAGCCCAAUGUCAGAGACAUAUGCAGAAAAUCUGGAAUCAGCACCCCCUCCCCUGACCAAGUAUCAACUUAUUAGAGUAAACGCCAAGGGGAUGAAUGAAGGUUGCAAGUGGGUGGAAAUGUUCGAGGACGUCCGAGCUGUAGUUUUCUGUGUUGCAUUGAGCGAUUACGAUCAGGUCUGGAUUUCCCCAGAGAGCUCUGGCAGCGGUGUGCUGCUCCAGAACAAGAUGAUUCAAAGUAAACAACUCUUUGAGAUGAUGAUCAGACAUCCUUGUUUCAAAGACACCCCAUUUGUCCUCAUCUUGAAUAAGUAUGACCUUUUUGAAGACAAGAUCAACCGCGCUCCUCUGGGUACGUGCGAAUGGUUCACUGAUUUCAGCCCUGUGCGACCCCACAACAACAACCAAUCCCUAGCCCACCAAGCUUACUUCUAUGUAGCCAUGAAGUUCAAGGACCUCUACGCUUCACUCACCGGUCGAAAGCUCUUCGUUUGGCAAACGAGAGCUAGGGACCGGCCCACGGUAGACGAGGCCUUCAAAUAUAUACGGGAAGUUGUGAGGUGGGACGAUGAGAAGGAAGAGAACUACUAUGGCGGUGCAGAAGACUCGUUUUACAGCACAACAGAUGUCAGCUCCUCACCAUUCGUCCGCCAAGAAUGA
Messenger RNA from Sesamum indicum (sesame), 3129 nucleotides. It is a transcript of the gene XLG3, whose product is annotated as extra-large GTP-binding protein 3. Gene Ontology annotation, biological process: adenylate cyclase-modulating G protein-coupled receptor signaling pathway. Lineage: Eukaryota; Viridiplantae; Streptophyta; Magnoliopsida; Lamiales; Pedaliaceae. The record is from RefSeq and is a predicted model, not a curated record. Gene Ontology annotation, molecular function: GTPase activity; G protein-coupled receptor binding; G-protein beta/gamma-subunit complex binding. Gene Ontology annotation, cellular component: heterotrimeric G-protein complex; cytoplasm.